UCCCGGUCUCACUUUCGUUUGCAAGACCUAUACAGAAUUCAGGAGACACGGUGGCAUUUUGGGCCUGACGUACCUUUUCCUGGCCUGCUGAGCAACACUGGUAUAUAGUGAUAUUGGGUUAGGGUCCAUGCUAGCAGACUGCCAUUAUGCUGCCAUUUUGAAAGCAUGCUGCCAUUGAUGGUUGGGUCCAUCAGGCAUUUUCUGGUUAUACUGUUAUGUUAUGCUGCCGUACUGCUCUUUUAUGGGAUUUUAAAUGGUCACAAGUCUGCCUUGAGCUCUUAUCUAAGCAAAGAGCUGGGAUAUAAAAUUUAAAAACAGCCAUACAGUAGAGGGAAGAAGGGUGAAUUCUGGAAAGCUCCAUGUCAAGGGGUAGACAACAGACUUCCCCAUCUCCCUGCUCCAUGUUCCUGGGCAUUUGCUGAGGGUAAUUGUGCUUUGCUUCAUCAGCAGGAACAAACUCCAUCUUACAUGUUUCUCUUAUGGCUUAUUUCUUUUCCCAUCACCCCCACCCUCUUCAGGUUAUCAACAGAAAUGUUUGUAACUGUGCUUCAUGGAGAAAACAAAGCAGACAUUUUUAACAUUCAUUGUAAAGUCCAGCUUCUUCUAGAUGGCAUCAAACACCACUGUGGCUGUGAGGAUGAAGAUGAAAUCGAGUUAGCCGAUGAGAGUGGCCAGAUCAAGAACUUACUCCAAAACAAGCACCGCUCCGCAAUGGAACUUUUGGGGGAACGAGAAUCCUAUGUGCUCCUUGCCGUUGCAAGUAGCGAAAGACCUUCAGAGAUGGAAUUCACACCCCUGUUGAAAGAUGAGAAUAUCAUUAACCCUAAAUUCUUAGCGAAACUGGGGAAUUGCCAAGACCACAAGGUCCCCUCUCCCAAGAUGAAAAUCAGAAAGAGCCACAAAAAAUCAACCUUGGAUGUUACAGUUGCUGAAGGGUUACGGAAUCAUUCACCUCAUAGCAGUAAAGCAAGGACUCCCACGGCUUCUCCGAAACAAAGCAGGAAAAUAUGAUUUAUAACCAAUUAUCAAGUCAUGACCAAUGCUGAGAGUUUGGGAAAUGUUCUUCUUUGCGCAAAUGUUGAUUAGGGAUACAGUUCUAUGCACUCUUGCUUGGGAGUAAGCCCCAUUGGACAUAGGAUGCUUCCAGGCGGAGGGCUUCUAGCAUUGCCUGUUAGAAGGGGUUGUCCAGCUAUUCAGCCAUUUCCUCCUCAGUGGAUUUGCUGCAGUAAGAGAAAAGAUGGAUUAUGUAACCCUCCCAUGUUUUCCCACCACAGGUAGAAGGUGAUGUCCUCUGGACUCCCCGCUUAAAUUAUGUGAACGGGGCAGCAUAAUGGUGCCAUAAAGGCCUUGCCUGAAAGUGCUCA
Messenger RNA from Elgaria multicarinata webbii, 1364 nucleotides. RefSeq lists its product as uncharacterized. The record is from RefSeq and is a predicted model, not a curated record. The transcript has 6 exons. Lineage: Eukaryota; Metazoa; Chordata; Lepidosauria; Squamata; Anguidae. The coding region runs from base 469 to 1011 and encodes 180 amino acids.